Molecule: messenger RNA, 4649 nt
Organism: Phyllopteryx taeniolatus (common seadragon)
Lineage: Eukaryota; Metazoa; Chordata; Actinopteri; Syngnathiformes; Syngnathidae
Gene: rhobtb3
Product: Rho related BTB domain containing 3
Exons: 13
Coding region: 482-2341 (619 amino acids)
Biological process (GO): proteasome-mediated ubiquitin-dependent protein catabolic process; regulation of proteolysis
Cellular component (GO): cytoplasm
Molecular function (GO): ubiquitin protein ligase binding
Source: RefSeq, a predicted model, not a curated record
CCCCACCACAAUCUCCUCACCUCUCUGUCUGUCUCUCUCUCUGUCUGUCUGUCUCUCUCUCUCUCUCUCUCUCUCGAUUUUGUUGCCAAUAAGACUUUGUUGUAGCGUCCGACGUCAUUAAUGUGGUCUGGACAGCGGCGCGCGAGGCUCUGCUCCGCGGUGGUUAAUUGCGUUCACCACCCGCUGGCAACUUGUUAAUUUAGCCCAUUGAGUGUUGUUAGUAUUCCAACACAGUGAGCCGUCUCCUCGCGGUCGGGACGGCUGGGUCGAGUCUCCCGCUUUUAUGAAUGACUAGCGAGGCGGGGGAAUGCCAGUUAGCGCGACCGGGCUCCACUGGGACCAGCCGCCGAUGAGCGAUUCACGGCGGAGCGGAGCCGUGGCUCACUGCGGAAAAAGACGAGCCUGACUGCCGCAGACUGGCGUGCGAACGCACCGUGAGGAGGACACGCUCGCGUAGGGCAGCAACGGCACCGUGACCGCAAUGUCCAUUCACAUUGUGGCUCUGGGGAGCGAGUGCCCCGGUGGAGUCGGCCAAGGGGAAGAAAUCAUGGGCCAGGGCCAGCUGCAGGGAGGCCUGCUGUGGAGCUACCUGGGCCAUGGUGCGCUGGUGGGCCCCAGUGACUUGGAGAGCAGCUUGCAUAACCCAGCCUUCAUGGAGUACACUUCACGUGUCUUUGGAGACGUUACCAUUGUGGUCCAGGAUUGUCCCAGCUGGGACUUGCUGGACAGUGACUGGGCCAGCGUACGUAAAGUUCUUGAGCAGGCGGACAUUCUGGUCAUCAAGUAUUCAGUGACUGACAAACUGGCCUUCCAGCAGGUCAGGAAUGGAUAUGCCCCAAGACUCCGCCCACUUCUUAGGCACUGGGGAGUGCCUGUUAUCUUGGUGGCAGUUGGAGCUAGGCUGAACGACGAGGGUCCUCCCUGUACUUGUCCGCUGUGUGCAUCUGACUGGAGCAGCUGCGUGCCUCACAGUGAAGGUCUGCAGCUGUCCCGGGACCUGGGGGCCACCUACCUGGAGUUACCCUCGCUUAACCAUGUGUUCGUCGGUCGCUACUUUGGCAGCGUGCUGGAGUACUUCAUGAUCCAGUGUCUGAAACACAAAGCCAAAGAGAAGCCAGAAAAGAGGCGAGGAAAUAAAGUCCACGAGCUUCGCCCGCCUCACUUGGAACAACCAGCUCGCCUUCCUCCAAUUCGAGUGGAGGAGUCAAGCUUCUCCCAAGACAUGCAGUGGUUGUUGGAGCGUGGCGUGCAGUUUGCCGACGUGGCCUUCUAUGCAGGAGACUCCGGGAAAGAACUGGGAUGGGCUCACGCAUCCGCACUCUGCGCUGUCAGCCCGUAUUUCCGACAGCUACUCCUGGGGCCUAAGACCAGGGAACGGCCGCAGUCACGGUGUGUCUGCAGGGAGAGGGAUGGAGCCCCCCACUCGUUACUCUCCACCUGGGACGGCGGAAUAAUUGAUGACAUGCCUCGAUCUGAGGGACAUCUGGCUGGUCGCCUCUCUCGUCUGGUCGUGAAGGAUCCCCUCUUGUGCAUGUGCUUAUGGGAAACGCUCAUGUUCAUUUACCGAGGUGCGUGGGAGUGGGAGCACCUCCAGGAGGCCUUGGAAGAGAAGCUGAAGAACUCGCUUGCAGUGGCUCAGCUUAUGGAGCGCAUACGAUCACUUAUUGGCAGAGAAAGGGGCACCAGAGACACCCCGAGUGUACGCGCUUCCCAGCUUGGCCCCCAGACUCUCGUCAACCUCUUCAAUUCCCCUCUUUAUUCGGAUGUCAUCUUCAUGGUGCAGGGGAGUGUAUUGCCAGCCCACCGAGCAGUGCUGGUAGCACGCUGUGACGUCAUGGCGGCCAUGUUUAGCGGGAAGUACGCAGAGGCCCGGAGUCGAGUGGUGCCAAUCCAUGGCGUCUCUUCAGAUACCUUUCUGUCAUUCCUGGAGUACCUCUACACUGACUCUUGUUGUCCUGCCAGCGUGUUGCAGGCCAUGGCCGUGCUGGUGUGUGCAGAGAUGUACCAGGUGAAACGGCUGCAGCAUCUGUGCGAAGUGUGUGUGUGCGCUUACCUACAGAGUAUGCCCAGUAGAGAGCUGGCGUCAACUGGCAUCAGCGUGAUUCGACUCCUCCGACAGGCAAAGUGUCACAAUGCAGAGCAGCUGUACGUGUGGCUCCUCCACUUCAUCGCCAACAACUACCUGAUCUUCAGUCACAAACCUGACUUCCUGGAGCUCACAGAAGAGGAGCGUGAGCAGGUGGAGAGGCUGCGCUGGCCGUCCAGAGGUUAUCUGCAGGAGCUCAGCGAGUACCAGCAGCGACGACGCAAACUACGCAAAUCUCGCUGCGUGGUCAUGUGACGUCACCUGGAUGCAGAGAAAGACCAAUCAACACGAAGAAAGAAAACGAACACAUUCGAGUCACUUUACCAGAAGGAAGGAAUCAGGAAGCAGUGACAUUAACUGGUAGGGUUACAGAGGUUUGGGAAAUUUCCAUGGGAAAUGAAGAUGGGGAAUUUUGGAAAUAUUGCAUACUGGAAACAUUCCAUGGGAAAUGAAUGACGAAAUAAUGAAUUACUGAGAAUUGACUUGAAAUGGAGGUAAUUUCAUGGAAAGGGAACAUUUUCUUUUGUCAGAAGCAGACAUCCGUGCAACAUGGAUUGCUCUCCUUGCCCACAUGUGAAAGCAUUAGACUACCCCAAUCAAAUUUUGGCUUGUGACACGAAGCCAGAAAUAAAUAAUUAAAAAUAAAUAAAAAAACACGAUGAAAAAAAAAACAUUAAUUGGGGGACUUGAAAUGCAAGGUACCACUGUACAGUGGAUCCCCGUAUACUCACAGUUCACCACCUGCAAAUUCACAGAGUCGUGGAUUUUUUUUACCCCAUUUUUUUUUCUCUUUUUGGGGGUGGGGAGAAGCAACACUGAAAACGCUUAUUGGCAGUAUAUCCCUGCUAAUUCAAAAAUUUUGGGGCUUAAAUAAAAUAAAUUAAUAGAAUUUUUCAAUGCAACUAUAAUGGCCGUCAAUUAUUCACGGAUUUUCACUAUUUGCGCUUGGGCCCGGUCCGUAUCGCCCACGAAUAGCGGGAUCCCCACUGUACUCACAUCGAAUCUGGUUGUUUUACGUGACUCCACAUCUUUUGCAUAAAGACUAUUCCAUUCAGGGCGAUACAAACAGUUCCUUAAACACCAGUACGAAUAUAAAACAAAUGCACUGUGGAAGAUUCUUUUUCAGGUCGGUGGAUACCUUGUUGUGACUCUAAAAAAAAACAGUGACAUUAAAUGGCUCCAUGUUGUGGACAACCAACCAUCCAAAUGCUGGACAUUCCAUCAGGAUCAUGCGCUUGCCCUUUCAAACAGUUGCGGGUAAUGACUUGACUGGACGCUGAACAAGCAGGAGGAAGCUUGUGGUUUCUUUUUCUACUUGACACCUCCCGUGUCAGGAUGUGUAGCUCCCAAGUAGUGGACACAAUUAAAACAUUUGCAUAUCAUGCCUCUAUCGGAGAUAGCGCAUCAACCUGUCAAGUGGCUCCAUUUGAAUUUCAUUCAGCAGAGCUGUGGCCAACAGUAACAACAUGGAAAAAUUGUGGAAGGCGAGGUGGUAAAGCUGCCAGUCAGACAGCCGUCACUCUCAUAACCUAACAGCAGGCACAACCAAUUUUAUUCCAUAUUGUGAUAAUUUAUUGUGCUCAUAUUCAUUGGAUUAUUUCCGAUCUAAACUAGGGUCAGAUUGGAUUAUUACAUGACAUUGCAUUCAUUCAGUUUGUAGUUUGUGUCAGUUGUGGACAUUUCAAAUUGGCUGAGAAUGAAACAAUCAAUGUAUUAAACACGGACGGCACGGUGGUCGACUGGUUAGCACAUCUGCCUCACAGUUCUGACGACCCGGGUUGAAAUGGAGUUUGCAUGUUCUCCCCGUACCUGCGUGGGUUUUCUCCGGGGACUCCAGUUUCCUUCCACAUCCCAAAAACAUGCACGGUAGAUUUAUUGAUGACUAAAUUACCUGUAGGUAUAAAUGGUUGUUUGUCUAUGUGUGCCCUGCGAUUGGCUGGUGGCCAGUUCAGAGUGUACCCCACCACUCACCCAGAGUCAGCUGGGAUAGGCUCCAGCACGCCCGCGACCCUCGUGGUAUGGAAAAUGGAUGGCUAGAUGGAUGUACUAAACACUUGAGUGCUGCAUACACCAAAUUCAAGACAGUAAUAGGCAAUAACUUUUGUCACACUUGCAUAAUCAGGAAUAUUAAAAUUUAGGGGAAGUGUCCACAUUCAUUCAUCCAUCCAUCCAUCCAUCCAUUUUCUUAGCCGCUUCUCCUCACAAGGGUCGCGGGAGUGCUGGAGCCUAUCCCAGCCAUCUUCGGGCAGGAGACGGGGUACACCCUGAACUGGUUGCCAGCCAAUCGCAGGGCACAUAUAAACAAACAACCAUUCGCAAUCACAUUCACACCUACGGGCAAUUUAGAGUCUCCAAUUCAUGCAUGUUUUUGGGAUGUGGGAGGAAACCGGAGUGCCCGGAGAAAACCCACGCAGGCACGGGGAGAGCAUGCAAACUCCACACAGGCGGGGCCGGGGAUUGAACCCCGGUCCUCAGAACUGUGAGGCAGACGCUCUAACCAGUCAUUCACUGUGCCACCCACAUUCAUUCAUAUGUUGAUAUAUUAAAAACCACAAUGCCUCUG